Molecule: messenger RNA, 363 nt
Organism: Peronospora matthiolae
Lineage: Eukaryota; Oomycota; Peronosporomycetes; Peronosporales; Peronosporaceae
Source: the annotation of a GenBank genome assembly
AUGUACGAAGGGAUUGACAACCUGAAAUCUCUUUACGACCGUGCCGGGAAGACUUUCUCCGGCGGUCCUUCUGCGGCACAGGAUGUGCCGCAUCGUACUGCUCGACCAGACCCAGUAUGUCAAUCAUCAGUUGGGAGCGGGGCUCCCAAGUAUCCCAGGACGAAGGAUAGCCGCGCCACCGGACGAGAUAACACGUCCGACGUCCGUUCACGUCGCGGUGGUUCAACAGAUGCUCAACCAGAUAGCGCUGGCCACCGCAAGAGUCCUCUAAUGGAGGUGGAGGAGGAGGGAAAACGCUCUCCGAACUAUCACGGGGAAGCGUGUAUCCCCGAGAGCCUCUUUGAUCGCGUAACGCUUGCGUAA